Messenger RNA from Rana temporaria (common frog), 1514 nucleotides. Its product is annotated as NACHT, LRR and PYD domains-containing protein 1b allele 3-like. Gene Ontology annotation, biological process: regulation of apoptotic process; inflammatory response; innate immune response. The record is from RefSeq and is a predicted model, not a curated record. Lineage: Eukaryota; Metazoa; Chordata; Amphibia; Anura; Ranidae. The transcript is spliced from 10 exons. The coding region runs from base 134 to 1372 and encodes 412 amino acids.
GUGAUAUUGAAGGAUGUGGCUUUAGCUGAGACCUCAUUACCACCCACGCAGGUAACAUAUCUGGUCUUCCUUCUAUCUGGGUUUCAGUGAUUGUGUAACCAUUAAAGGACAAUCCCAAUUCUUGUGAAAAGAUAUGAAACAUUUGUUUCUUGAACCAAGCAUCGAUAUACUUUCAGAAAAGAUGGCACGUGUUGAUUUGGAUGGGACUACACCAGAGAUCAGCACCCUCACAGAGGAAGGCAACAUAAUUUCUCCAAGUGUUCGUGGCAAGACCUACAGUCUUGAAGUCAAACCUGGCCAGCUUUGCUGCUGUUCGAAGACGGGGAUUAAAUUCCAGGUGAAAUCUCCGGUCACAAUUGAAUAUGAGCUGGAAUAUGGCAAAGACUACAUGAAACAAAUCAAAGACAGCGGCUAUAAACUCGUUGGUCCUCUUUUCAACAUCACCGUCGAGCCUGAUGUGGUGUCCACUGUGCACCUGCCACAUUAUUUGUAUUUAGAAGGUCUCGGUAGGGACAAAACCAGCAUUAAAUAUGGGCACUUUAAAGAUGAAAAGGUACAUUUUAAAACCCCAACAAGCAUCAAUUCAUCUUACAUUGUGUUGAAGAAUCCCACUUUCUCACGUGUCGGAGCUAUGAUUCGUUCAACGUUCUUUUUGACACUGAGGAAGAGAUCCAUUCAAAUUGAAGGGAAGGUUGUUCUAUACUUCCGUAUAAUGAGUCCACACAAUGAAGAAAUCAAAGAAUAUCGGACUCAUUUGUAUCUGGUGCCUUGCAAAAAUCCUGACCUACAGAAACUCGAUGAAAAAAAGGAAAAAAGUGGAUUUAAUAAGAUUGAUAAACCUACCAGCACCAUAUUAAUUGCUGGGGAAACCUACAACGUGAAUGUUGAAGGACCAAACACCAGUGUUAUACCUGAGUCUUUGAAGUUUAAAAUGAACAAUCCUAUCAACGAUCUGCCGUUUGCGGAAAUCAAUGUGGGAGGAAGUGCGAAAUCAAUUUCUCUAAAGUUGGCUACAGCCGAGAAGUCUGUAUGGACGGGGGCACUGACAAGAGCCGACCUGGAAGACCUGUCAGUGAUGGUGAAACCUAUAAAGCAGACCGAUGAGUCUGGCGACCAUUUUGUGAUGAAGCACAGAGCAGCACUGAUACAAAGAAUCAUUUCUAUUAAAUCAGUCGUAGAUGAGCUGUACAAGGAAAAGAUUUUAGCACAUGAAGAAUACGAUACAGUAUGCAGCGCACCAACCCCACAGGACAAGAUGAGAACGAUCUACGAUUCCGUGAGUCGCUUGGGAAAGAAAGAAAUGGAUUUCUUCCAUGAGGUCCUCAAGAAACACAAUCCCGGGGUCAUAAAGGAUCUGGAGGCUAAACGAUAAACACAUUAUGUAGAAUUAUACGAAAUUGGCCAUCUUUGGGGAAGGAAUUAUAUAAUCACCUUUUUAAUCGUCUAUUACCGUAUAUACUCGAGUAUAAGACGACCCGAAUAUAAGCGGAGGCACCUAAUUUUACCACAAAAAA